Molecule: messenger RNA, 167 nt
Organism: Protopolystoma xenopodis
Lineage: Eukaryota; Metazoa; Platyhelminthes; Monogenea; Polystomatidea; Polystomatidae
Source: the annotation of a GenBank genome assembly
CCGGCCAGCAUCGGCUGGCACGGAUGCUUCUUCAGCAGAGGCGGCGCCGAGAAGCCCACCGGAGCCCUGAAGAAGCCGGUCGGCUGCAAGCGCUUCCACAGUGCGUCCGGCCUCUUAUACCCUCUCUUUGUCUCUCUCUCUCUCUGCUGAUAAAGGACUGGCAGUAG